UACACGGCCGCCAUCACCAUCCGUCCCAUCCUAUAGUAAACUCCAAAGCAGUCCCCGAUCUGUCUCCGUGUGUGUUAGUUAGGGAAUCGUGUUUUACCGGUGCUUCUAGCUUCUCUACUCGGCGCGAGGCUGCUAGUAACGCACCGAAUCGUUUCUCGCCUCGUUACCUGGCCUCUGCGCUCUCGCUAUCUCUCUACUAUGUCUUGACACCGCCAUCCCGCGUCUCGCACUCUUUUCGCUUCUCUUAUCUCCCGUUCCUGGCCUCGCGCUACCGUAUCGUAUAUCGUAUUCGUCUCUCCCCCCUCCCGUUCCCCCUCGCCCCUUUCUCUCGUCCGUCUCGCGCGCGUAAUCGCCCGCCGUCUCUCGUUGUCCGUCUUUUGUCGUAUCGAGAGAGAUCGUAGUCAGGGACUGUCGGGAGUGAAGUUCCCUUUUCUCCUUUUCUAUCGCGAACGGGAGUCUUAAUCGAGAAGGUGAAGGUGAUAAAGAAGGUGAAGAGGUGUGGAGGAGGGGAUAAAAGAGAAGAAGAUGGAAGAGGAGAAGAAGGAGGAAACGACGCGAGAAGAGUAAGGAAAAAGGAGCAUUUUUUUGUGCGCGAUAUUCCCGUGAAUAUAUACCCGAGCUGCCUCUCCCUUUUCUCUCUUUUUCCCUCUCUACCUUGUUGCGUUUCUCGCUCCCUUUCGUACACUCGCCUCCUCUUUCUCUCUCUCUCUCUCUUUUCGACGUUUCCGCGACAUACGCGCGCGGGAGUGCAAUGAUUAUUUACAAAGCGUAGUUGGCCGCGAUCGUCGCGUUUCAACCGUCCACCGUCUCGACGAGACACGAAGAAGAGACGCCGAGAGAUAUCACUCGUGUACGAGUCACACGCAAUCGAGACUGACGUUUCGACUCCCUCUCGUGGAUCACAAAAGUCACCUGGAAUCUCCGAGAUAACUCACCGUACAAAACUACGUCUCUCUGCGUCUCGUCCUGAUACAUCGGUCGCAUCCUCGAAUCUUUGAACAAGAGGAACGGAGCGGAAACGAGACGCUUUUCGCGACGACGUCUGGAACUUGUCCGUCCCGUCAGUUUCGCACCUCCACAUCGAGCCUUCUCCGCAAGAGUACAUCUUCACCUCGACCUGAGGACGGCCUGGAAUUCUCCCCGCGGACGACGAUUGCGACGCACGUGUCUUCGAUGUCCGUAACCGGUAUCGGUCGCGCGUCGUCGCCUCGUAGUGCCUCCACCUCGUUCUCCACCUCGUGGCCGACGUAGCCGUCGAUCGGGUUACGGCAGUCGCGUCGCGAUCAUGAGAUGAGCGGUUCAUCUCGGUGCGUACUUGAAGCGCCAGAUCGUAGGACCGAGGUGGCGAAGGGAGGACAGAUGAGCGAAUAACAAAGGAGCGAUAGCUAAGGUGGACUUGAUCCGCAGCGGUUCAAAGUACGCGAGAGGAGCGAAGGGAGAAAGAGAAGUUGCAGCGAUGACGAUGCGCCGCUGUGCCUUAGAAUGCCGUUGGACAACGAACUCGUCGUCGUGAGGCGAGGAUCGAGCUGACGUAUCACGCCGGAGAACGGAACCUGGCCGCGACGUCGACGAGCCGAAGCCGGAACUGGAGGAGGAGGAGGAGGAGGAAGAGGAGGAAGAGGAGCCGCCGGACGUAACCCCCGAGGCACCGGCUCGCACGAAUAUGAGCAUGACUCUCGUCCGAAAUUCGUUCAAGGGCUGCAGCGAGGACGACGCAGGUGUCGUGGAUACAAAGGUGGGCGGAGGUUGCGCGGGUGAAGCGCCAACCGCAGGAGGUGGCGAUGUUGCCGGCGAUGGAGGUGGUGGUAGCGGUGGAACGCGCGGGGAUGGUGGUGGCGACAGCGAGGGCGGAUCAUCCGCGAAGCAGCAGCAGCAUCAGGGUGGCGAAAGGUGCCCUCAGUGCGGCAUCCUCUGUCGGGACGCCCAUGUCCUGCAGCUUCACCUCGAGGACACGCACAAAACGUCCUAUACCAUCGAUAAGCACGAUCUCAACGCCCAGUUUUCCCAAGUGUCUUGCAAGGUGUGUAGCAAAACCUUUGCCAACGUCUACCGGUUACAAAGGCACAUGAUUAGUCAUGACGAAAGUGCCGUUUUACGAAAGUUCAAGUGUCCUCAUUGUGAAAAGGCCUUCAAAUUCAAGCAUCACCUUAAGGAACACCUGCGCAUUCACAGCGGUGAGAAGCCAUUCCAAUGUAACAAUUGCGGCAAACGUUUCUCUCACUCUGGUUCGUAUUCGAGCCAUAUGACGGCAAAGAAGUGUUUGAUAAUGAAUCUAAAAAAGUCAAGACAAAAUACUAUAAGUAAUGUCGAUCGGGGACCGAAAAAGACGCAUCAACCGUUAUCGGGACGACGUGAGGUUGAUCUGUUGACAGCCAAUAAUAACACAUUCCUGCCGAUUUUGCCGAAAUUGUCACCUUCGGAUUAUCAAGAAAUACAAAGGGAAGCUGCAGCAGGUAUUUAUGAUGUACCAACCUUGCUGCCUCAGAUGAUGGGAUACGGAAAUUAUAUCCUGCAGUCUUCGAUAGGAAAGUUACUGAAUCAAUUGCACUCUAAGCGGCUCGAUGAAAUCGCUGAACAGUUUGAGACGCAUCGGGAAGUGAUGAGUCCAUCAACAGCGGACUCCGAGGGAACCGAGGGCACUGAGGGUAAAGAGUCUCCCGCGCCAGCGGAUCCAAUGCAGAGUCUCGAUGCUGUUCGGCGAAUUCUAGAGACUGUAAAUACUUCCGUGACGAAACAGCUACUUGAAGCGAAUGUGCGGAAACUCUCCACGUCUCCAGCAAUGAAGCGAGAACUUGAGGAAGAUUAUCAGGAUCAAGAUAGUGAAAUGUCCAGUGAGAUGACGCAUUAUCCAGAUUGGACCGCAUCGGACCAAUACGACUCGCAGAGCGAGGGUUUAGCUGCGAAAUUAGAAAAUAUCAAUCAUCCGACAUCGAGAUCAGUCAAUAAGAGAAAGAUGGAGGACAGUUCUGAGGUAGAUUCGGAGGACGAAGAUGAGAGCAACCACACUCACAACGACAACGGUAGAAGGGUUAGAGCUAGGUCGCUCAUAGAUGAUGAACAAUUGGCCAUUUUGAAAGGUUACUACUCUAUCAAUCCGCGACCUAAAAAGGAGGAGAUCAUCAUGAUCGCUAACUGUAUAAAUUUCCCCACUCGUGUGGUGCAGGUUUGGUUUCAAAAUUCUCGAGCCCGGGAUCGAAGAGAAUCAAAAAUGCCACCGGCUUUGGUACCUUUAACUCUGGGAAAUCAAACUGUUAUCGAGCAGCCUUUGGAUCUGUCUAAAAAAGAAGCACUUGUUGCAUCAACGACCAAAGAAAACGAUAUAUCGAGUAGAAAUACCUCGUCUCCUUGUGAGCAAAAGGAUGAUAAUCCAGCUCCAAAUAUUGACAACGACGAUCUCGAGGAUUCGCCUCUCGUUAUAGACGAAGAGACUGCUACUGAUUCUAUUGAACCAAAGCGUACACCUACAAAUGGAGAGAUAAUUACAAAGAAUCAAAAUCAAAUAAAUACGAAAGGUGAAAGUGAAAUUGCACCUCAAUUGGAAGCAACCCCUGUAGCAGCAGAAAUCGAGCAGGGUCUUUAUUCCUGUGAUCGGUGCGACAAAACAUUCUCCAAACAUAGUUCUCUUAUGAGACACAAGUAUGAACAUUCCGGGCAAAGGCCGUACAAAUGCGUGGAGUGUCCAAGAGCGUUCAAGCACAAGCAUCAUCUGACUGAACACAAGCGGCUACACAGCGGCGAAAAACCUUUCCAGUGCUCCAAGUGCCUCAAGCGCUUUUCUCACUCCGGCUCCUAUAGCCAGCACAUGAAUCAUCGUUACUCUUAUUGCAAGCCCUACAGAGAAUAGAAAUGCUCCACCUGCUCAUCUAAAGUUCGCUCGCUUAUCUAGAUUAAUAUAUGCAGUUCUUUUUUUGUCUUACGUUUAGAAUCCCUUCUUCUCUAUGCGAAUUUUUCCUCCGAGAUUUUUAUGUCUUAUGAGAAACCGCUAGAACGCCUUCAUACUUUCCUCUCGCAUGAACUUUAAAGGGAGCCGCGCGACGUUUCAUACGAAGCUAUAAUAUAAAUAUAUAGAUAUAUAUAUAUAAGAUGCUGCGCGCGACAUCACAUUACAAAACCAUGGCAUUUUAUUGAUGAUCGGUUCGUACUUCGAAAAAAAGAAAAACCUGAAAAAUGGUUUAAGCGAGAAAUCGAAAAUAAAGAUUAGAAUUUGUGAUUGAGAAUAUGAAAGACAUUCAUAAUGUCUUUCUUGUAUCGCCUGUGUAUGCAUGUGUGUUAACCGGUUUUAGAUUUAAAAUUAAGAAACGAUACCGGUGAAAAAAAUAGAAACGAAAAGAAACUAUUCGCGAUAAGUGGCGUUGACAAAUAAACCAAACGCAUGUAACGGUACCAAAAAAGCAUAAUGCAAUAAUCUAUUAUAUAUAUAUUAUAUAAUAUACAUAAUAUUUUAGUAUUUUUAUUAACAAAAUAUUAUAUAUAUCAUGACAAUAAUAAAAAACUAAUUAAUGUACAAAUUUGUUAGCCACGUCCGAAGAGCGUAUGUAGAGCGCGAUAUCCAUUCGUAAAAUUAAUGUUAAUAUGUAAACUAGGUUCGACGUUAAAUGAAAGAUAAAAAAGAAUGUUCAUCUUUGAAGCAAUUUUUGCAAACUAAUGCCAUGUGCGUAUUUCGACAUGUAAUUUCUAAAAGUUAAAUUCCAAAGAUAAUUCGAAUUUAUGAGAAUGGAAAUCGCGCAUAAUGUAAAACGAAUGCUCGUUCUACACAGGUAAAGAAAGAGAUAUUGAGUUUACCGAAUCAAAUAUAUCUGACAGCUUAAUUGAGCUUAACAUUAAAAGACUUCGUCGGGCGUAAAGACGAAGAUUAGAAUCUCAUGUUCCGCCUCUCUACAAUGAAUAACUUCACUUGAUGAGAAAAGGCUAUAUUAUUAUUAUAUUACUAUUAUUAUUAUACAUUAUUGUAUAUGUAGAAAGAAAGAAUGAAAUAAGGAGAGAGAGAGAGAGAGAAAACGUGAAAUUUAAGGGCCAUGCGGGUCGGUGAUUGAUGUCAUGCGAGAUAUAUUCUUUUUAAUUCUAUUGUACUUACAAGGUGGCAAGUCGAUAAUGUAUUAUUCCUAUAAUACAACGUGAUUAUUUGAGACGAUGCAAAUACGUAGUACAUAGUAAAAUGCGCUACACAUUCCGCGAGGAUCCAUUUUCUCAGGGCCUCUUCGUUUUAUUUAUCACUUUUUCCUCUUGCAACGAAUAGCACCGCGUGGCACCUUUCAUCGAAAUCCCGAUUUUGUUUCUGCAAUAUAGCACAAACAACUUCCCGAAGCGUGCGACAUAUGUGUUUCAUCUGGCAAGUAGAUCGAUAAUUUCGAUGGACCUGAAUAAUACAGAAAUUCGAAAAAGAUGUUUAUAAAAGAAAUUCUAAAAAAAGAGUAUCCAAAGCAUUAGAUUGUCUUUGUGUCUUUUGUAUUGACAAUACAAAGAUGUCUUGUAUUUCAAUGCUAUUGUAUAAGAAGUCUUUGUAUUGAAAAUCCAAAGAUUUGUCGAAAAGAUGCGAUGAAGGAUAACGCGCAUCAAAACCUCGCAAUAAUCUUUUCACCGAAAUCCGAGGCCCGAAUAACAAUAACACCUAAAUAUGAUAUUAAAUGCUUCCAACAUUUACUAUUAAAAUUAUAUUAUGACGUUUAUAUGAUUUUAUUCGUUCGGACGCGUAUAGAUAAGAACGUAUAUUAUAUAUAUAUACAUAUAUAUAUACUCUACAGAUUGAUAAUACUCGAGAAUGUAUUUUAUAACAGUUUAUGCGUCUUUUUAUUUACACGAGUACUACAAGUGAUAAGUGAUAUUGUUAUUGAUAAAGAAGAUGAGAAAAAAUAUGAGAUACAGAUAUUACCGUAUUAUUAAAAUUUUGUGCCAGUUGUGUGCGGCAUACGGCAAACCGGUACGUCCUUGACGUUUCGUGUGUAUAGAAGCUUCGGUUAUCCGCGACAGGCAUCGUGUACCACUACCAUUCUACGAAAGAAAAAAAAAGAAAGAUGAAAAAUGGGCAGAUAUAAUGCUUAUAAUACUCAUUUAUUAUAGUGUUAAUAUAUGAUUAUAUAAGAAAUAUAUUUUUAUAUAAUUAUAAUGUAAUAUUAUACGGAUACGAGAUAGUACACUAAUUGAUCGAGCAGCGACUAAUUCGACUGCAACGGAUCUCUUCCUUACAUCCGACACAUAGAAUUAUUGUAAUUUCUCUUUAUCGGCGCGAAAAAAAAACUAUUCUCGCUCGUUCCCCUUUAUAGUCAGCAACGAUUAUUAAUUGCAUUUUAUUUAGUUACAAGCGACAAGCUAGUUACAAGUUCCUAAUUGUAUCUAUUCGUUAAAAAAUUCAAUGGAUAUUUUAAAUGACAUUUCGUUCCUCAAUGUUUUUAUAUUUUUUUUAUUUUAUAAUAAUGUUUAAACUCUUCCUUUUAGUCUGUUGUAACUUCUGUGUCUCGUUUCUUUUGAGUUUAGUACGUAAUUGAAUCGUUCGAGUCCGUUCUACUUUAUAUUUAUAUUAAGAAUUGAAGAUGAUAUAUAAUUUUGAUAACUUUAGUUACAUAAACUCGAUUUCGAACUCAAUAAAAUUAUAUUGUUGUCACAAUCCUCUAUCUUCGCUCUUCGAGUAACUUUUUAAGUGAUUUCACGACCAACAAUGGGUUAAGACAUCAAGAGGGAAAGGCAGGAAACUUACGAAGACAAUAUUAUAUAUAUACGUAUAUAGAUAUUAUAUAUAUAAAAUAUAUUAUAUUAUAUUACAUUUCUCUCCUCUGAUUCGGGAGCUUUUGCGACCCGCUUGCCUCAAUAUAUGUACGUACUACUGAAUAACGAAAAAAAAAACUUAUGUAAGUCGCGCCAGCUUUUGUGCAUCGACAUUAUCUCCCGAACGAACAAUAACGAGAUAAAACAAAAAGAAAAGCAACAGCGAAGAUAAUAACUAGAAAGAUAAUAAGCGGAAAAGGGAAAAGAUAAGAGCGAUGAAAAUUGUUAUGAUUGUUGAAGCAACGAUUUAAUAAGCACCAUACGAUGCCUUCCGUGAACGACCGAGCUUGCCUAGUGUUGCCAAGAUAAACGAAAAAUUACAUAAAUGUUAGUGCGACAUCGUCGUCGAAAACAGAAUUACCUUCACGAUAUUCCUUAAUUGCACUAUCUUCGCUUUUAUUUUCGUUCGCCAGAGAUUGGUAAAGGACGUAAAGAAUAAAUUAUUACGAAUUUUCCUCACAAAUAGCAAUUAAGAAGACAAGUAGCAAAGAUCCUAUUUUAUUACACUUCUCCCCUUUUUUUUUCUUUUCUACAGUCUGCGAAAUAAAUUACGGAUCGAUUAUGCAUAUAGGAGUUUCGUGAAGCGUACGAGAAUUUUCAGAUUUAUUGUACUCAAUGAAUACUAUAUGGUCAUGCCAUUGAGCUUUUCAUUGACUUAUAUAUUAUAUAUAAAUACCAAAAAUGAAUUGUAUAUAUUAUAUAUAUAAAUACUCGAAAACAAAAAUACUGCAGACAAUAAUGUACUGUUUCUUUUUUAGAGAUUAGACGGCGUAAGCACAUAUUACACUAGUAUACAUAAAUAUAUAUAAAUAUUGUAGACAUAUAAAAGAAGAUAA
Camponotus floridanus (Florida carpenter ant) is the source of this 7595-nucleotide messenger RNA. RefSeq names its product zinc finger protein 1 (gene zfh1). Gene Ontology annotation, biological process: anatomical structure development; regulation of transcription by RNA polymerase II. The record is from RefSeq and is a predicted model, not a curated record. The transcript has 9 exons. NCBI's taxonomy places the organism in Eukaryota, Metazoa, Arthropoda, Insecta, Hymenoptera, Formicidae. Gene Ontology annotation, molecular function: DNA-binding transcription factor activity, RNA polymerase II-specific; RNA polymerase II cis-regulatory region sequence-specific DNA binding. The coding region runs from base 1664 to 3844 and encodes 726 amino acids.